AUCACAACUGCUUUUAAACGCCACCUUUAAGAGGUUUGCAAAUAUAAAACAGAUCUCGACUCGUAUGAUUGUAAUUGCAUUACUAAUCAUCAGUCCGUAUCAUAUUUGAAAACUUGAGUGGACUCAGGAUGAAAUACAGAGCAGGUUUUCUGAUGGUGCUGUGGGCCUGGAUGGCGGUUCUAAUGCAAAGCUUGGAUGCAGGACAUGGGGCUAAGAAACAUGCUGCUGCUGUUUCAUGCAGACCGAAAGAGCGGACGGCCCUGACCAAAAGUGUAGUUGAAGCGGCCUUGGCAGGUUUUGAGAAAGCCAAUGGGGAGCACCUUGGUACUUGGCCCCCUGGCUUCCCUGAGCUCCAGGUCCACCAUGUCCAUGGGUCAAAAGUUCAGUGCAGCCUCCUCUUCAUGUCUCAAGGCUUGGAGAAAGUCCUGGAGGACCAGAAGAACAACAUGAAUCCCAAAGAUGGUUCCCUUCACAAGACGCUCAGGAACGCCAUCUCCGGGGUCCACAUGCUUGCAGCGUGUGCAAAGUAUAUUCUCGGAGGGGAAUGCUCCCCGAAGCCACCCCCACCCAAUAUGCCCAAGGAUGCGUUUGAGAGAAAGCAGUGGAGUCACACUCUGUUGAAGACAGCCAAGGACUAUCUGAGGUGGCUGGAGAGUAAGUUUGAGGUCCAAAUUUCAAAGGAAAAUGGGAAAAAUAAGGGAAAACGUAAAGCCCUUGAGGCAAAACAUCAGUACUUGGAGGGGAUUGGAUACCUCUUGUAAUCCAAGUUUGUGAUGCAGAUUGCAGUUUAUGGCAGCUUUUCUUUAAUGGUUUAAGAUUUUACCAAGAUAUUUUUAAUGCUUAUUAUAGUUAUUACUAUACUAUUAUUUUUAUUAUAUGUGUACAGCAUGUUAACAUGUUUUUGAGACAUUUGAAAAUUGGGUCCUGCUUUUCAUACUUUAAUUUGAAUAAAUAGAUGAAGUUGAAGUUUUCCACAUGGUCUUAAGCAGAUGAAAAAACGAUUAAAUCAGUUUUAUAUAACGGUUUAUAAAAGUUGUAUGGAAUUUUGGAAAGUAGGCAUAUUUGUUUAUUGCUGAGAGAUCAGGAGAUCAAUACCACUCUCGUGUCUAAGGGUUGUAUCAAUUUCCUCAUCAAACUCAGCAAGGAAGCAACAUUUUAUUAUAUAUCCCAAAAUGUCAAACUAUUCCUCUGAAAAUUAUAUCAAAUUUUGCUGUUCCAAUAAACCUCCUAGUUUUCAGCAACUGACAUCGUUCCCAUGUGACUGUAAUUAAUCAAGUUGCCAAAGAGGCGAAUUAAAAGGCGCUCUAAUACAAUUCCUAAUUACGUGUUUGUUCUCUCAGCCUUCAAAAUGAUUAAUUGUUAGGCUUUGGCCAUCUAUCCCUUGUGUGCAAGCUACGUUGCCUGAGGUAGAAGGAGAAGCUGAUAAGAAUCACCUUCCCAGAAAGCCACCAGUUUGGACUCCAAUCACUCGAUUGAAAUUUGUGGACAGAUGGACAGUGCACAGCGAGGCAGAUACGUCUGUCAAACUCCCAUCAAAGCAAUGCAAGACAACAACUCUGUAACAAAGAUUAAUAUGGGCCUCGCCCUCCUCAAAUUAGGUGAUCAAUUAAUAUUCAAUUAGAAGUUCCGAUGUUUGUGGCUCUGAAGGAGCUUCAAAUGAGUAUACAUGUUAAAAAUUAGCAUUUUAUGUUUUAACUAAACAACUUUUUGAAUGCUGUCUGUAUUAUUUGUUUGUUCCAUUGGUAUAAUGUUCAUUUCUGGCUAAUUAAAUAAAAGGAAUGCUUGCAGUACUAU
Messenger RNA from Etheostoma cragini (Arkansas darter), 1794 nucleotides. RefSeq lists its product as uncharacterized. The record is from RefSeq and is a predicted model, not a curated record. Bases 129 to 761 code for a protein of 210 amino acids. Lineage: Eukaryota; Metazoa; Chordata; Actinopteri; Perciformes; Percidae. The transcript is spliced from 3 exons.